AGGAAAUUAAACAAAAAAAUCUCCCUCUCGUCUCGUCUCGUCUCGUCUCAAAUACUCAACCCCACAGGCAACACAGUAUAGUCCCAACCGUCGCUGCUUUUCUCCAUAUUCCCACUGUCAAAGCCGAAGCCCCUUCCAUUUUCCCCCUUCCUUCUUCUCCUUCCCUUCCUCUCCUCUCCCUUCCUUUCCCACCAAGCAAACCCCCAACCAACUUUCCUUCCCGAAUCCCCAUCCGUCGCAUGUAUUCACCACCUCGACUACUUCAUCUCCAACCAUACCCAUCUUCCACUUCCUAACCCAGCCAUUACCCCCAAAUGAAUCCCCCCACCACCUCUCUUUCAUCGCCACCCUCCUCCUCCUCCUCCUCUUCUUCUUCCCCACAAACCCUCCUCGCCCUCAUCAACAACAUGCUCUCCAUCCUCCUCCUCUCCUCCCUUACCAUCAAAUCCUUCACCGGUCGCUGGCAGGUUAUCCACUCCAAGCUCACCUCCCUCCGUUCCUCUCUCUCCUCCCUCUCCUCCUCCCCUCACUGGUCAGAAAACCCUCUUCUCCAGUCUCUCCUCCCCUCCCUUCUCUCUACUCUUCAGCGCCUCAGCUCCCUCUCCGACUGUUGCUCCCUCUCCUCCUUCUCCGGCGGCAAGCUCCUCAUGCAGAGUGACAUCGACAUGGCUUCCGCUUCUCUCUCCCACUCCCUUCACGACCUCGACUUGCUCCUCAGAUCCGGUGUCCUCCACCAAUCCAACGCCAUCGUUCUCUCUCACCCGGGCCCCUGCUCUUCCAAAGAUGAAUUGUCCUUCUUUACCAGAGAUCUUUUUACCAGGUUACAAAUCGGAGGAAUCGAGUGUAAGACAAAGGCUUUGGAAUCCUUGCUUCAACUUCUCUCCGACGAUGAGAAAUCCGCCAGUUUGGUUGCCAAAGAGGGAAACGUGGGGUAUCUGAUUCACCUGCUGGACUUCAACAACUAUGGCCAGAACUCGAUCCGAGAACAUGCUACGGCGGCCAUAUCAGUGCUCGCCUCUGCAAACGACGAGUCAAGGAAGUGCGUGUUCGAAGAAGGUGGUCUGGGGCCUUUGUUGCGGAUUCUGGAGACUGGGUCAAUGGUCCUUAAAGAGAGAGCUUCGGCUGCGGUAGAGGCCAUCACCGCAGAUCCCGAGAAUGCGUGGGCCGUAUCGGCGUACGGUGGCGUUGCGGUCCUCAUCGAAGCCUGUCGAUCUGGGUCUCUAGUGACUCAGACGCACGCUGUGGGUGCGAUUAGAAACGUGGCUAAUGUGGAAGACAUCAAGAACUCUCUAGCAGAGGAAGGAGCGGUACCUGUACUAAUUCAAGUAUUAGGCUCGGGCGCCACAAGCUCCGCGCAAGAAAAGGCUGCGAAUUGCCUAGCCAUAUUGGCCUCUUCCGGCGAAUAUUUUCGCGCAUUGAUAGUACAACAACGCGGAUUGCAGAGAUUAAUGCAUUUGAUGCAAGAGGUCUCAAACUCGGACACACUGGAACCCGUUCUGCGGGCUAUAAGCUCUCUUUCCGGAUUAGAUCCCUCGGCUCGGCUUCUGUCUUCAUCGACCACAUUCAUUAUACAGUUAGGCGAAUUUGUCAAGCACGGGAACGUUGUCCUGCAGCAAAUAUCGGCGUCUUUGCUGGCCAGUUUAUCAAUCAGCGACGGUAACAAGCGAGCCAUUGGUGGUUGCAUGGGUUCCUUGGUGAAGCUAAUGGAGUCGCCUAAGCCGGUGGGAUUACAAGAGUCUGCGGCGGAGGCGCUGGUGUCCCUGUUGACAGUAAGAUCGAACAGGAAAGAGUUGGUGAGGGACGAGAAGAGCGUGAUGAGGCUGGUGCAGAUGCUGGACCCGAAGAACGAGGCGGUGUAUAGCAAGAAGUUUCCGGUGAUGGUGGUGGCGGCGACGGUGGGAGGAGGAAGCAGCCACGGGUGUAGAAAGAGGCUGGUGGCAGCUGGUGCUCACCACCACUUGCAUAGGCUGGCGGAGAUGAAGGUUGCCGGUGCCCACAAGGCCUUGCAGAGACUUUCCGGCAAUAGGAUCAUCAACACCAUCCUCGGAAGGACUUGGAGGGAAUAAGCAACAAAGUAACUAACCCCACCCGCCAAAAAAAGGAGAACUUGAGGGUUGCAUCAUCAUGAUGCAUAUUGAUUGACAUGGAUGUGGUUUUUAUUUAUUUAUUUAGGGUAGAAUCGAGCAUCAUUUGCAACCUAUAGUACCUAACCCCAAAGCCCAAAGCUUUAGGAGCUCCAGAUCUCACUUUUUUUCCCUCUGUUUUUUGAGUAUGGCGUCCCUACCAUUGCAAUGGGUAAUGGGAAGCAAUGGCAAUGAUGGAAGUCUUUUGUUUUUGUGAUUCUGAGUUGGCCCUUUCAUCAGAUUUGGUGAUGGUGAUCAGAUCCCUAGCUCUCCUAAUGCUUUUUUCUUUUCUUUUCUUUUCUUUCCUUGUAUAAUGCAAUUGGGUCCCUUUUUUCUGAUGCUUGUUUGAGUGUGCAUGAUGAUCAAAGAAGCUCAUGCCCACCAAAGGCCUGAGCUUUACUUUUACACCAAUCCAAUCCAGUUUGCAAUUAUACCUGCUUGAGCUUCAUGCUUUCAUAAUCAAUGACAUACCAUAAGAUUUUUGGGAGUAGAAUGUUGACUGUAGAAGCUUCAUUCUUUACGAGAGACGUUUGGGAUUAAAUAAGUAAAUAUAUGUUGUUGGGCAGAGUGUGUGUCCCUUUGAUUUUUGAGAAUCUGGAAAAGGACACAAAGGAGAGAAGCAUUGGGAAGUAGGGAGGAAGCCUCGGCGCAGAUGGAGGUAAGGAAAGGAUGCUAA
Molecule: messenger RNA, 2799 nt
Organism: Juglans microcarpa x Juglans regia
Lineage: Eukaryota; Viridiplantae; Streptophyta; Magnoliopsida; Fagales; Juglandaceae
Product: protein ARABIDILLO 1
Exons: 2
Coding region: 315-2066 (583 amino acids)
Molecular function (GO): protein binding
Source: RefSeq, a predicted model, not a curated record